AUGAGGAAGAAGCUCGAUACUCGUUUUCCAGCCGCUCGGAUUAAGAAGAUAAUGCAAGCUGACGAGGAUGUGGGGAAGAUUGCUAUGGCUGUACCUCUUCUAGUUUCUAAAGCUUUGGAACUAUUUCUACAAGAUCUUUGUGACCGUACAUAUGAGAUUACACUUAAGAGGGGAGCAAAGACUUUGAAUUCCUUGCAUUUGAAACAGUGUGUACAGAGCUUUAACGUGUUUGAUUUCCUGAGGGAUAUUGUCGGUAAAGUUCCUGAUUUAGGUGGUUCAGAUGCUGCUGGUGAAGACAAAUCUGCUGUUAAAAGAAGGAAAAUUAUUGAUGAAGAAGAAAAUGGCAGUGAGGAUGAGUUGAAGAGUGGCAGGAUGGAGACUGGUCAGACUAAUAGUGGCAGAGGAAGAGGUAGGGGUAGAGGUAGAGGUAGAGGCCGUGGUAGAGGUAGUCGAACAUUAGAGAAAGAGUUGCCUGUUCAUUACGAGAAAUUUGAAGAUGAUCUGGGCAUUUCUCAGCUUAGCAAUGGGAAGCAAAAGGAAAAUCUUGAAAGGCUGGAUAGUGGGGCAGAACCUCUGAAUUCUAAGGAAAACACUUUGAUUGGUGAGAAUGCAAUUUUGCCAGUUCGGAACUUUGAUCUUAAUGUGGACUUGGAUGAGAACGGGGACUCCACAACCAUACCAGCUGUAACUCCUGCUAGUCCAUCAACAAAGCCCUCCCUUGAAAUGAAGCAUGAGGAAUACCCUUGCUGGCCACUUGUGGACAUGGAGAGAAUGACCAUUGAUCCCAUUCAACUUGCCAGUUUAAAUAGGAUAGAUGAGGAAGAGGAAGAUUAUGAUGAAGAAGGAUGACUCACUGAAAUGGCACUGUGGUUUAUGAACAUACUCAUACAGGUUGAUAGUUCUUUUCUUAGAUGUAUAUGUGUAGGUAAUGCAGAUUAGAGAGGCAAGGAAUGAGUUUGUAAAACAUGGUGAUGAGAAAGUCAGCACAGUACUUUAGGCAAUGCUGAAAUAGGAGGCUUUCUUUUUGGCCUUUUAGGAGCUUGUAUUAUACGUUUCUAUGUCAUCCACCAACAGCAACAGUUUGAAAAAAUGAUUCCGCUCUGACUAAAAGUUCGGAAAUUACACAGGUUUGUGUAAUUGACUCUUGUAGUUUGAAUUUCCUUCCCCUUUUAUUUUAUGAUUUUUUCCUUUUAAACCCCUCUCCCCCCCAGUACCUAUCAGUUGUGUGUGUAAUUAUCAAGUGGACUGGGAUCUUCAUGAAAAUGUACAAUGUAU
Molecule: messenger RNA, 1275 nt
Organism: Ilex paraguariensis (yerba mate)
Lineage: Eukaryota; Viridiplantae; Streptophyta; Magnoliopsida; Aquifoliales; Aquifoliaceae
Source: the annotation of a GenBank genome assembly